Molecule: messenger RNA, 790 nt
Organism: Pyrenophora tritici-repentis Pt-1C-BFP
Lineage: Eukaryota; Fungi; Ascomycota; Dothideomycetes; Pleosporales; Pleosporaceae
Source: RefSeq, a predicted model, not a curated record
ACCGCAACCAAUUGCAGCCGUAUUCCACAAUGCUACUUUCCAAGCUUCUUUUGCUGCCCGUUGCGCUCGCAUCGUCGGUGACGCUCUACGUCUCUUCUGUUCCUGCCUCGGCGUCUGCAGACACGGCCAUUGUCGCCUCCCCCAUCCCACUCGCGCAGAUCGAAUACGAUGCAGACCAAUCCGUCGGCACUCUAGCCUCCUAUACACCACCCACAGGCUCUUACUCGCCUGGUCAUCUUCUACGCGUCGGUCUCACAGACUCUGUGUCCGGCCCGUGGCGCGGUGUCCUCACAUCAGCUGCUAGCUUCUCUGAUCAAUACCACAAGAAGUUUGUCAUCCACGUUGACGACAAGGGCGAGCCAUACCACAUCGGUUUCCGCACAAGGGUCAAGGGCAGUGAGGAAGAGGUGGAAGUUGAGAUUGUGAAGAAGAACGAUGGGCCUAAGCCGGUGCUGAACAAACCUAUCGUGUUGAAUGCGGAUGGAAAGGUUGACGGAAAGGAACCAGAGAAGACAUUCCUACAAAAAUACUGGUGGGCUCUCGCGCUCUUCUUGGUAGUGCAGCUAGUCGCAGGUGGCGGUGGAGAGAAAUAAGUCCAGGCAGUCACAUGUUAUGACUAUCAAGCUUUUAUCCAUGAUACCUUUCCUCAUACAUACGCAAUUCCAAGGUCACACUUUGCUGACGACAUGUUGGAUCUGACCCCCCUGAAAACGCAUUAUCAUUAGCACAGCAGUGUGUGCUUCAACUAUUUGAAGUAAAAGUCAUUAGCUAUGAUACAAUGUGUGUCGUC